Messenger RNA from Dioscorea cayenensis subsp. rotundata (Guinea yam), 1005 nucleotides. RefSeq names its product pentatricopeptide repeat-containing protein At4g13650-like. The transcript has 4 exons. The record is from RefSeq and is a predicted model, not a curated record. Gene Ontology annotation, molecular function: RNA binding; protein binding. Gene Ontology annotation, biological process: RNA modification. The coding region runs from base 1 to 1005 and encodes 334 amino acids. NCBI's taxonomy places the organism in Eukaryota, Viridiplantae, Streptophyta, Magnoliopsida, Dioscoreales, Dioscoreaceae.
AUGAUAGAUAAUGUAUUAUUAGCCUGUGUUCUUAGUGUUGCAGCUGAUUAUGAGUGCUUGCAAAUUGGCAAUCAACUUCAUGCUACUGUGCUUAAGUUGAAAUGUGAAUCAAAUCCUUAUAUAGUCCAUGCUUUGAUUGAUAUGUAUGCAAAGUGUCGGUCUAUGGGAGAUGCUCUGAAACUGUUUCAACAGAUUGGUGGUAAUCGGAUUCAGCUUUCGUGGACUAUAAUGAUAUCUGGUUAUGUUCAUAAUGGAUCCUCUGCAAAAGCUCUCCAAUUUUUCUACAACAUGAACAGAGAAGAAGCCAUUUCUGCUGAUUCUGUUGCAUGUGUCAGUGUUCUCAUGGGAUGCACUGAUUUGCAGGCUAUUGAUCAAGGUGAACAAGUUCAUACUUUUGUGAUAAAAUCAGGUUAUGAAGCUGACAUCUUAGUCCAGACUGCAUUGUUUUCUCUCUAUUCCAACUGUGAAUGCUCAAAGAUGGGUUCAAACCAAAACCAAUUUACUCUGGCAAGUGCUUUAACUGCUGCUUCUAGAGCAACAUCAACACAAACUGGGAAGGUACUUCAUGCUCUUGUUAUAAAAACAGGACUAGACACCAACACUUCUGUUGGACAUGCUCAGCAUGGAAAUGUGACUGAGCUUCUGAGCAUUUUUGAGGAAAUGCUCAAUCAUGAGCUGAAGCCUGAUAGCAUUACAUUUCUUGCUAUUCUUAAUGGUUGCAGCCAUGAGGCAGUAAACUUUAUCCAGGGAACCGGGUGCAAAGCUGGUCCUGAAAUACUGAGGGUUUUCAUCAGUUCUUGUGCAACUGCAGGGCUUGUUCAGUUAGGUUUGGCCGCAGCUGCAAGGAUGGUUGUUUCAGGUUUAACCAAUAAUUCAGCUCAUGUGCUGUUGUCUAAUCUAUAUGCACUUGAUGAGAAAUGGAUUGAUGCAAGACGGAUCAGAGAAGCAGCACAAACCGAUCAUACAUACAUCAAAGAAGCUGGUAAGAGUUGGAUUUCAUGUUAA